Juglans microcarpa x Juglans regia is the source of this 1332-nucleotide messenger RNA. RefSeq names its product probable 3-deoxy-D-manno-octulosonic acid transferase, mitochondrial. Gene Ontology annotation, molecular function: transferase activity. NCBI's taxonomy places the organism in Eukaryota, Viridiplantae, Streptophyta, Magnoliopsida, Fagales, Juglandaceae. The record is from RefSeq and is a predicted model, not a curated record. Gene Ontology annotation, biological process: lipid A biosynthetic process. Gene Ontology annotation, cellular component: plasma membrane. The transcript has 12 exons.
AUGGCGGCAACGAAGGAGGGGAAGGUGAGGUACAAGAUUUACAGGGCGCUCACCUACGGUGUAUCGCCGGUGCUGGACCUCCACCUCCGGUUUCGCUGGCUCCGAGGCCGCGAACACUCGCACCGCUGGACCGAGCGUCUUGGACGUCCCUCUCUUCCUCGCCCCCCGGGCCCUCUCCUCUGGUUCCAUGCCGUCUCUCUCGGUGAAGGAAUGAGCGUGAUUCCGAUAAUCAAACAUUGCAUAUAUCAAAGACCCGAUUUGAACGUUUUAAUGACAGCAGCAACUGUGUCUGCUUUCGAAGUAAUAUAUAAACAGCUUCCAAACGGUGUCGUAUAUCAAUUUGCGCCGCGUGAUACUCCGACUGCGGUCGGUGCUUUCCUUGACCAUUGGAAGCCAAAUGCAAUCAUCAUUAUAGAGAGUGAAUUAUGGCCUAAUCUUAUUAUGGCUGCUUCGAAAAACAAUAUAGUGCUGGCACUGUUAAAUGCUCGGAUUUCUGCAAAAGCCUUUAAGCUUUUUUCAGGACCGGUGCUUCUUCCACUGAUUUCGUUGAUGCUUUCAAAGUUUUCUUUGAUUGUCCCAUUGAGCACUAUGCAGGCUAUCCACUUUCAACUACUGCAAGCCCCUCCUUGUAUCAUCAACUUUUCUGGCGACUUGAAAUAUGUGGUGGAAGAUUUUGACGUUUCUGAGGAAGAGUUGAGAAGUAUAGAAGAUCUGAAGUUACAGCUUCCCCACAGGCAGGUUUGGAUGUCUUCUUCUAUACACAGGGGUGAAGAAGAAAUGAUGCUAGGAGUUCAUGCAGUGUUUACAGAAAUGCAUCCUGAUAUGCUCACUAUACUUGUACCACGGGAUCCAUGACAUGGACGAGAAAUUGCUCAAGAAUUGCAGAAAGAAGGUCAAAACAUAGCAUUGAGGUCUCGACAUGAAAAGCUGGUGGCAGGAACAACUAUAUAUAUUGUCGACACAUUCGGUGAGUUAAGAUACUUGUAUGGCGUAACUCCAAUUGCUGUAGUUGGAGGUUCAUUCUUCCCAGGUACAGCUGGCCAUAACAUAUCAGAAGCUGCUGCAGCUGGCUGUGCUGUUUUGACUGGUCAUCAUGUUGGGCAUUUCUCACACAUGGUUCUUGAAAUGCAACGGUUAAAUCCUUUGUCUGUUUUUCAGGUUUCUGGAAAAGUAGAGCUUGAGAAAGUGCUCAAGGAGCUAUUCAGUGAUGCUAAAGUUUUGGAAUCACGUCGCAUGGCUGCAAAACAAUCAAACUACUCUCUUUCCAGGGGCGUCAUUGCCAAUGUCUGGAACCUACUGAAUUUGCAUGUUUUCAAACGGGCUCUCUGUUAG